This is a messenger RNA of Closterium sp. NIES-65, 2097 nucleotides long. The record is from the annotation of a GenBank genome assembly. NCBI's taxonomy places the organism in Eukaryota, Viridiplantae, Streptophyta, Zygnematophyceae, Desmidiales, Closteriaceae.
AUGGAUGGACCUGCCAUUACCAGGAAUCGCAUUGCCUACGCUGCACACAUUGAGGUUCCUCAAAAGCGAUUUCUGAGGUGCCUGGUGAUUGCCAUGGAGGAGAUCGUUGCGAGUCAUUGCGAUGCGCUGCUCCUCGCUCUCACAGUUUUUCGCUGGCACCCCAGGAGUCGUCUCACCUCUCAGUUGUUCCUCCUCUUAUCGUUCUCUCGAUGCCUCCUCCCAUGGCAUGGCAGGGCCCUGGUGACUGCCAUGGAGGAUGGGUUCCUGCGAGGCAUUGCCGUGCGCUCCUCCUCACUCUUACACCUCAGAAGUCAUCCCACUUCUCAUCUUCCUGCCUUUCUCGUUCUCCCAUGGCACGGCAGCGCCCUGGUGAUGGCCAUGGAGGAUGGGUCCCUGCGAAUUUGUCAGGCUGGUGCGUUCAGUGGUGCAGAUGGGUCCAUUCGAUGCGUUCAGCUGAGCAAUAACUUCCUAAUCAAUCGCCACAGCCGGAGCAAGCAAGCCGUCAUUACAGUGGGGGGAUUCAAUCAAAUCCUGCCACCGCCCACACAAUCUAGUGCGGAAGCUGCUACAGCUGACACCUCAGCAGAUGAGUCGUUUGAGCAUCGGUUUGUCUUUUUCCGAGGUGGGUCCAGUGAAGAAAUAGAUGGGGAGGCAGGACAGAAGGGGAAAGGGAAAUUGAAGAAGGGACAGAAGGAUGGAGGGGAGGAGUUGGAGGUGGAUAUACAGGGCUCGGUAGCCGGUUCGGAGUUACGUUCGGCAACAGGCUCGGCAUCGAGCCCGUUGAUGGUGGAAUGCUUCGAGGUGGAGCGGUGCGAGGGAUUGGAGGGACACGUGUCGAUCAGUGGUGCUAAGAACUCCGCUCUCGCCGUUCUUGCUGGGGCUAUCUGCUCCUCCGAGCCUCUCGUUUUGCGUCGGGUGCCGGACCUACAUGACAUCAGGCGGAUGUUCCAGGUUCUCCAAUCGGUCGGCGUGAAAAUACAGCGAGGCGUGGACGGCCAGGAUUCAUCCGUGCUGGUCGACGCGUCCUGUCUGUCGUCCGUGGAGCCGUGCCCCGACGUGGUGCGGAAGCUUCGCGCCAGCUUCUUCGUGAUCGGCGCGCUUGUGGGGAGACAGGGGGAGGCGGUGGUGCCGCUGCCCGGCGGCUGCAACAUCGGCGCGCGCCCCAUCGACCUCCACGUGCGCGGCCUCGAGGCGCUGGGCGCAAAGGUCGAUAUCAGGCAGGGGCGCGUGCACGUGCAGACGGCGGACGGCGGGCGGCUCAAGGGCGGGAGCUUCUACCUGGACUUCCCCUCGGUGGGCGCCACCGAGACGCUCAUGAUGGCCGCGUCGCUCGCGGACGGCGAAACCACUCUCUCUAACGUCGCCCAGGAGCCCGAGGUGGUGGAUCUGGCAGAUUUCCUCAUCUCGUGUGGCGCGCAGAUCAGGGGGGCGGGCACCAACACGAUCGUCAUUAAGGGCGUGCCCAGGCUGGGGCCCGCCGAGUUCACCAUCAUACCUGACCGCAUUGAGGCGGGAACCUUCCUGGCAGCUGCGGCCAUCACGCGAUCGGUGGUGUCGCUGUCGCCGGUGAUCCCGCGGCAUCUGAUGGCUGUGAUCAGCAAGCUCAGAGCCAUGGGGUGCCGCGUGCAGCAGACCAAGAUCGGCACUCUCAAGAUCUCGCCGGGCAUCUGGCCUUUGAGAGCAGCGGACGUGACGACGCUGCCGUACCCGGGCUUCCCAACGGACAUGCAGCCGCAGCUCAUGGCCGCGCUCACCACUGCCAGCGGGCAGAGCGUCAUCCGGGAGACAGUGUUUGAGUCACGGAUGAGACAUGUGGAGGAGCUGCAGAAGAUGGGAGCCAAGAUCAAGAUCACAGGCAACACCGCCAUCAUCAGCGGCAGGGAUCAGGGCAGCCAGCUGUACGGCGCCCCCGUGGCAGCCACUGACUUGCGGGCAGGAGCAGCGCUGGUGCUGGCAGGGAUGGCAGCGGAGGGCCGCACGCACAUAGAGGGCGUGGCGCAUAUUGACAGGGGGUAUGAGCGCCUGGAUACCAAGCUCAGAGGGCUGGGGGCUAGGAUUCAGCGCCUGCCAUGCCUCCCUGCUGAACUCACGUUGUGA